UGCGCCCCUUCCAGCCGAGGGGAGGAGGAGGAGGGUGGAUGCGUGGGGAGGAGAGGGGAGGAGGGUGAGGAUGGGAGGGAGGGGACGGGGGUGAGGCUGUGCGAGUUGCUGCAGGCAGGGGGGGUGAGUGUCAGACCCCUGGGGAAGCACUUAGCCAUCUCUCUGCCCUCGCUUCCUCUGCGUCUCUGGGAUACACACACCACACACACCGCACACUCCACACACCUUGAACCCACACACACACACCCUCCCCCUCCGUCCUCCGCUACUCCCCCAUCGUCCCCUCUGGAAGCCUCCGGGCAAAGGAAACCUCUCACGCCUCUCUGGCAGCCCCCGCGGCCCAAUUCUCCCGCUCAGCAUUGGCCAAGGCACGAAGCCGCUGCCGACAGCGGCACACGUCAUUGGUCCUCGUGGAGUUUGGACCGCCCCGACGCCGUGGUGACGCCGUACGACACGCCCCCAGACCGCUGUGUCCCCAUCAGGCCGCAGACGAGCAGUCAGCGCUACAGCUCCAGUUGCCAGUCCUCUCCAGGGCACUACGGCUCCCAGCAUGCCCCAGGGCAACACGGUGAUCCCUGCUGUGACCGUGAAGAGGCCGAGCUGUCGGAGCUUGACUCCCUUUACCAGGCCAGUCUGCUGGCAGGGAAGACAGGCUGCAGCCCAUCCGAGAGGCUCAUAUCGAGGGUGGGAGGGCAGGCUCGCUCCAAGACCCCCAACGCAGACAUGGAGAGGAGUGUGUACGGGGCGGACUGCACCAGCACCCCCACCUACCUCAACAAGCCAAUGAUGUUGCGGGAUCUGCGUUACGGGGUGGAGCCCGACGACGGGGAAAACCUGCGACGAAUCGGACGCAGCCUGAGUGGCACAGUGGUGACCUCGCGCCGCAGCCGCCUGACUGCAACCCGCAGCUUCGUGAAGCAGGCUGAUGUCAGUGCCUCUCCUUGCUUACUUCCUCUCUUCUGAGUCCCUGUUGCUAUUCCACCACUAUCAUCUUCCUCCAUCCUCAUCACCAACACCUUAUCAUCACCACCUCCCUCCACCGCUUCACAGGAGCUGUCUGGCGGUGCGGGGAGUUUCUGGCUGUGUCUG
Messenger RNA from Plectropomus leopardus (leopard coralgrouper), 1089 nucleotides. Lineage: Eukaryota; Metazoa; Chordata; Actinopteri; Perciformes; Serranidae. The record is from RefSeq and is a predicted model, not a curated record.